Molecule: messenger RNA, 705 nt
Organism: Doryrhamphus excisus (bluestripe pipefish)
Lineage: Eukaryota; Metazoa; Chordata; Actinopteri; Syngnathiformes; Syngnathidae
Gene: atp5if1b
Product: ATP synthase inhibitory factor subunit 1b
Biological process (GO): negative regulation of ATP-dependent activity
Cellular component (GO): mitochondrion
Molecular function (GO): ATPase inhibitor activity
Source: RefSeq, a predicted model, not a curated record
CUUUUUCCAACAAUGGCGUCGUCCUUUUCUUGUAUUUAUUUGUGGACAAGGGCAAAGCGACAGAAGCGGCUGUCGUUGUGUUACGCUGACUUUAGCUAACAUGGCGAGGUUUUUAAGGCCUAACAUCCGCACCUUCCUCAACGUACAACUGAGAAUGUCAUCAGAUCAGCUAGGUGAGCUGGGCAAAGGUGCAGGAAAAGGCGGAGGAGGCGGUGGGGCCAUCCGUGAGGCAGGUGGAGGAAUGGGAAAGAAACAGGCCGCAGAGGAGGAAAUGUACUUCAAGCGUAAGGAGCAGGAGCAGCUGGCAGCGCUCAAGCAACACCACCAGGAGGAAAUCGACCACCAUAAAAAGGAGAUUGAACGCCUGCAGCGAGAGAUUGACCGCCAUAAGGGAAAGAUCAGGAAGCUGAAGCACGAUGACUGAGAGGAACCUUCAAAUAAAUUGAAACAAGCUUACGCCCGACAUCUUUAAUCACUGCUGUAUUAUUGCAUCUAAAGAAAUCUACUGCUUUUUAAAAAAGAAAUCAUUUUCUUUUGCAGUAAGGCCAGGCAUGAUUGUUGCUCAAAUGCUAAAAAGCAAUUAAAAUGUUCACAAAAAUAUUGUUGUUUCCAUGGAACAGUGUGACAUGUUUGUAUGAACUGUUGUAUGUUUAUACAGCAAAUAAAUACUUUGUGUGGUAAAUAAAGGGACUGAUAAUCUCCUGA